Molecule: messenger RNA, 3543 nt
Organism: Dunckerocampus dactyliophorus (ringed pipefish)
Lineage: Eukaryota; Metazoa; Chordata; Actinopteri; Syngnathiformes; Syngnathidae
Gene: srpx
Product: sushi-repeat containing protein X-linked
Exons: 10
Coding region: 89-1531 (480 amino acids)
Source: RefSeq, a predicted model, not a curated record
GAGUGCGUGUCAGUGGGUGAGCCACACUGUGUGUUCUCUUGUUUGUGGAGCAAAGAGGCGGGCCCUUCUUGAGGGGGGAAAAGGAGGAAUGCGCUGGAAGUUUUCCUGCACACGUUUGAGGAGCGUCUUUCCCCGUCCUUGUCCUGUCCUGUUCUGUCCCGCUUCUCACAGCAUGGACAUGUGGUCCACUCUGCUGCUCAUGUGCGCCGUCCACAUCUAUAUCUGUUCCGCGUAUGAAGGGUCAGGACAGCGCGCCUACGGAGAUGAUGAGGACUGGUAUUCUCAUGCAUUUCAAGGGACGGCAUGGUGCGCGCCAAUAAAGGUGAAACAUGGCGACGUGAGCUGCCGCACUCCCAGAGGAGAGCACUCCAAGAACGUCAUGGGAACGCGCUGUAAAAUCCGCUGCAAGCAAGGAUACGAGACGCCGAGCACGGAGGUGGUGUGCAUGGCCAGCAAACACUGGUCGUCCAACUACGCAUGUCGGGAGAUCCGCUGUCCCAAGAUGAGCAUGCCCGCUAAUGGCGGCUACAAGUGUUCAGACGGCUCCUACUACAACUCCCGCUGUGAGUUCUUCUGCUCGCCCGGAUUCACUCUGAAGGGCUCCAAGACGGCCACCUGCCAGCACAACAAGGCUUGGAGCGCCACGGUCCCCACCUGUGUCGAUAUCGAUCCUCCAAAAAUCAAGUGUCCUCAUGUGAAGGACAAGUGGGCAGAACCAGGCAAACUCACGGCCAGGGUGAGGUGGGAUACUCCCGAGGGCGUGGACACGGCCGAUGGCGUCCUUACAGACGUGAUCCUGAAAGGGAAACCUCCCAAGUCCGACUUCCCAGAGGGUCUCCACAAGAUGUCCUACACCGUGUUGGACCGCGCAGGGAACAAAGGGUCUUGCCGCUUCACUGUCAGAGUGAGAGUGCGACGCUGCAGUCCUCUCUCCCCUCCUGACAACGGAUACAUGAAGUGUGACAGCGACGAAGACAACUACGGCGCCACCUGCGACUUCACCUGCGCGGGCGGCGCCGAUCUACAGGGCAGCGCCGCCAGGGUGUGCCAGUACGGACUCACCUGGUCCGGAAGUGACACCACCUGUGCGCCCAUGAACAUUAACGUGGGGGUGCGCACGGCGGCCGCCCUGCUGGACCAGUUCUACGAGAAGCGACGACUGCUCAUUAUCUCUGCCCCGACGGCUGCCAAUCAUAAUUACCGCUUCCAGAUGACUAAUCUGCAGCACGCCCAGUGUGGACUGGACCUGCGUCACGUGACUGUCAUUGAGCUGGUCGGGACUUACCCGGCCCAGAUUGGCCGCAUUCGACACAGGCUUCUCCCCCCAGUGCUGUCAUUGCAGCUCAGGUUGUUGCUCCAGAUUCCUCAAAGGUCCUUCCAGAUGCUCGUGGUGGACAAGCAGGGCACGGACAAACAGCGCUACCCGUUCCCCAUCACGGCGGCCGAGCUGUUCACCACCAUCGACACCUUCCCCCUGCGCAAGGACGAGAUGGUCCUGCAGCAGGCGGCCGGACAGAGCUGUCAAUCAUAACGGGGCCCCCGUGGACCUGGCCCCUAGACUUGCAGCACGCACUUGUGCAGGAAGUCACACAGUCCACGAGGUGUGCGCGUGUGUGCGUGUGUGCGCGUGUGUGUGUGUAUCAAGUCACAUGUCACGACAAUCAUAUUGAUUCCUGUGUCUUGUCUACCUGUUUUUUACUUUUUUAACGAUUGUUUCUCAAAAGAAAAAAAGUUUUGUACAAAAACGUAUUGUUACUGUAUGGAGUGGAAAGAUGUGCUAUUUAUGUCCCACUUGAAUUCUAAUAAUAACAUGAAUCAUAAAUAUCAUAACAAUAACGUAUUCUCACACUCGCCAUCGCCAUGGGAGUCAUGCACGUGUGCAUGGUCUGGUCCAGGGUCAAACUGUGGCCAUCAUAAAACACUUUUUAACUGGGGAGCGCUCUCUUUAAAUAGAGGAUCUUUGACUGGUGUUUUUGCGGUUGGUCUUUAAAAACAGCAAAAUGCUCCUGUCGUAUAAAUUAUCCUUGACUGGAGGUUUUUUUUUUUUUUGUAGUACAGUACAUCCUCAAAAUCAGUGGUCCUGCCAUAGAGAGGAUCUUUGAAUAACCACAGAAAGCUCCUGUCAUUUAAAGGAUCUUUGACCAGCAUCUUUUUUGUAGCUCAAGCCAAGUGCUCCUGUUAUAUAGAAGAGCUAUGACUGGUGUUUUUAUUGGUGCCCUGUAAUAUAGAUGAUCUUUGACUAUUGUUUUUGCAAGGUCUUUAAAAACACCAGAGUGCUCCUGUUUAUAUAGAUGAUCUUUCACUCGUGUAUUUUUUUGUUUUUUUUUUUGCAGUACAUUAUUCAAAAACACACAUCACUCCUGCCAUAUAGAGGAUCUUUGACUGCUGUUUUUGUAGUAGGUCCUUCAAAGCAACUGAGCACUCCUUUCAUACAAAGGAGUUGGUCGGUCCUUAAAAACGGCACAAGCGCUGCUGUUAUAGAAGAUCUUUGACUGCCAAUUUCUUUUGGGGUUUUUUCGCAGUGCAACUUUUGAAAACAUCAGAGCACUCCUGUCAUACAGAGGAUCUUUGACUGCCGUUUUUGAAGUAGGUCUUUAAAAACAGCAGGCUACUCCUGUCAUAUAGAGGAUCUUUGACUAGUGUUUUGGAAGUAGGUCCUUAAAAAAAGCAAAGCACUGCUGUUAAAUAGAAGCUCCUCGACUGGCGAUUCCUUUUUUUUUCGCAGUGUAACCUUAAAAACAUCAGCGCACUCCUGUCACACAGAUGAUCUUUGACUACUGUUUUUGCAGUUCAGUAUGUCUUGAAAGGAAAACUGCACUUUUUUAAAAAAAUUUUGCCCAUCGUCCACAAUCCUUAUGAAACAAGAACACAAGAGGAAAUGAGUUAGCAUGAGCCCGCUAAAACUGCACAUCCUGGGAGCUAUUUUGACAAUAAAGCCCUAAAAAACCCCUCAAAAACGGCAACAGUGUUGCAUUUCCAUAAGUGAUCUGAAUAUUAACCAACUACAGCGAUGUUGUUAUUGUAGCAGCUAACAGGAAAAACUACAUUCAUCUGGCGGAGUAACACGACGCCUCGCUCGUCUCAGCGUCACUCACAACGCCUCCAGCCACUGCAACGGGACAGACGGAAGACUGGAUACUAAAAAAAGUGCAGUUUUCUUUUAUAAACAGCAGGGCUCUCCUGUUAUUUAGAGGAUCUUUGACUGUUUCUUUUUUUUUUUUUUGCAGUACAUCCUUCAAAAAAAAGUGAGCUCCUGUUAUAUAGAUGACCUUUGACUAGCGUUUUUGUAGUAGGUGCUUAACAAAAGCGAAGCACUCCUGCUAUAAACAUGAUCUUCAACUGGUGAUUUUUUUUUUGUAGUGCAACCUUAAAAACAUCAGAGUGCUCCUGUCAUGCCGAUGAUCUUUGACUUGUUUUUGCAGCAUGUCUUUAAAACAGCAGGUUGCUCGUAGAUGAUCUUUGACUUUAGUGUUUGUUUUGUUUUUUCCUUCAACAACACAGAGUACUCCUGUCACAUAAAAGAUCUUUGCCCAGCAAAAACAA